UAAAAUGAUUUUGUGUGUAGGAACAACUGGUUCAGGUAAAACCCUACUACUUCGGGCACUGGCGGAGAAUGCUAAUCCAGGAAGUGUGAACAAGCAUACAACAGCAGUAUCUACUACAGGGGCUAAUAUAACCAACAUCACCAGGAUUAACCCUAAGAAACCUGAGCUAGCUGAUAGCGUACGUGUUCGCGAGAUUGGAGGCACAAUGUCUCCAUUAUGGGGAAACUUUGUAGAAGCUGGUAGAACACAGGUUAUAUAUGUGGUUGAUGUUAGUGCACCAGAGAAGAUUGGUCCUGCUACUAUUGAUCUGAUAGAACUCCUAAACCAACCUGCUUUACAGGGUGCACCGUUUCUCAUCGUUUUUUCUAAAACUGAUAUCAAGUCUUCAAGAACCUUAAAUGAAUUGAAACAAUUGAUGAGGUUGGAUGAAAUCAAAGAGCAUUCAACUCAGGAGCUUCACAGUUUGGAUUUCAACACGGAGGAAACAUCAAAAAUUGAACCAAUCCUCAACUGGUGUCUCAAGUUUAAAAAUAUCAACUAUGAAAUGAUGAACGGAACUACAUAUUGAAGAUCUUAUUCUUAUUAAUAUACAGUAUUUUUAUUGUGUUGUAA
This is a messenger RNA of Eurytemora carolleeae, 612 nucleotides long. Its product is annotated as ADP-ribosylation factor-like protein 16. The transcript has 8 exons. The record is from RefSeq and is a predicted model, not a curated record. Bases 5 to 568 code for a protein of 187 amino acids. Gene Ontology annotation, molecular function: GTPase activity; GTP binding. Lineage: Eukaryota; Metazoa; Arthropoda; Copepoda; Calanoida; Temoridae.